This is a messenger RNA of Sciurus carolinensis (gray squirrel), 6005 nucleotides long. It is a transcript of the gene Ap2b1, whose product is annotated as adaptor related protein complex 2 subunit beta 1. Gene Ontology annotation, biological process: intracellular protein transport; vesicle-mediated transport. Gene Ontology annotation, molecular function: clathrin binding. The record is from RefSeq and is a predicted model, not a curated record. Bases 417 to 3272 code for a protein of 951 amino acids. The transcript is spliced from 23 exons. NCBI's taxonomy places the organism in Eukaryota, Metazoa, Chordata, Mammalia, Rodentia, Sciuridae. Gene Ontology annotation, cellular component: clathrin adaptor complex; membrane coat.
UUUUUUCCUUCCUUAGAAGGCUCUGCCGCGGUGCAAAGCCACCCCUCUGACCCUCUCUGCGGAGGUCUUUCUGACAGUGUGGCGCUGGGAGCUGGAGUUCGGGCCCGCAGCCGAGGCCUGUUUUCCCUGGGGCGAGCGAGCCCGGAGGGUAGGGAGAAAGGGGACCGGAGGUUACAGAGUACCGCCUUUCUGGUUCUCCUGCGCACCCUGAUGACGUUACGCGGCGAUGUUCUUUGACGUCAAAGGUUCCGGCCCACCAUCUUUGUCCCUGGCAAAUAGGGUUUUGCGCAGUGGCUUAGACCUAGAGAAAGAAUCGUGACGGGCAGGAAACCAUUACAACACCACCCGGGCUGUGCUCGCCGGCUGCCGCCGCCACCCCCACCCUUACCUCCGGUGCACAUUAAAGAUCCAAAAUCAUGACUGACUCCAAGUACUUUACAACUAAUAAAAAGGGAGAAAUCUUUGAAUUAAAAGCUGAACUCAACAAUGAAAAGAAAGAAAAGAGGAAGGAGGCUGUGAAGAAAGUGAUUGCUGCUAUGACUGUGGGGAAGGAUGUUAGCUCUCUCUUUCCAGAUGUAGUGAACUGUAUGCAGACCGACAAUCUGGAACUGAAGAAACUCGUAUAUCUCUACUUGAUGAACUAUGCCAAGAGUCAGCCAGACAUGGCCAUCAUGGCUGUCAACAGCUUUGUGAAGGACUGUGAAGAUCCCAAUCCUUUGAUUCGGGCCUUGGCAGUUAGGACCAUGGGGUGCAUCCGGGUGGACAAAAUUACAGAAUAUCUCUGUGAGCCCCUGCGCAAGUGCUUGAAGGACGAAGACCCCUAUGUUCGGAAAACAGCAGCAGUCUGUGUGGCAAAACUCCAUGAUAUCAAUGCCCAAAUGGUGGAAGAUCAGGGAUUUCUGGAUUCUCUACGGGAUCUCAUAGCAGAUUCAAAUCCUAUGGUGGUGGCUAAUGCUGUGGCAGCAUUAUCUGAAAUCAGUGAGUCUCACCCAAACAGCAACUUACUUGAUCUGAACCCACAGAACAUUAAUAAGCUGCUGACAGCUCUGAAUGAGUGCACAGAAUGGGGCCAGAUUUUCAUCCUGGACUGCCUGUCUAAUUACAACCCCAAAGAUGACCGGGAAGCUCAGAGCAUCUGUGAGCGGGUAACCCCCCGGCUGUCCCAUGCCAACUCAGCAGUGGUGCUUUCAGCGGUGAAAGUCCUAAUGAAGUUUCUAGAGUUGUUACCCAAGGACUCUGACUACUAUAAUAUGCUACUGAAGAAGUUAGCUCCUCCACUUGUCACUUUGCUGUCUGGGGAGCCAGAAGUGCAGUAUGUCGCCCUGAGGAACAUCAACCUAAUUGUCCAGAAAAGGCCUGAAAUCUUGAAGCAGGAAAUAAAAGUCUUCUUUGUGAAGUAUAAUGAUCCCAUCUAUGUUAAACUAGAGAAAUUGGACAUCAUGAUUCGUCUGGCAUCCCAAGCCAACAUUGCUCAGGUUCUGGCAGAACUGAAAGAAUAUGCCACUGAGGUGGAUGUGGACUUUGUUCGCAAAGCUGUCCGGGCCAUUGGACGAUGUGCCAUCAAGGUGGAGCAAUCUGCCGAGCGCUGCGUAAGCACAUUGCUUGAUCUAAUCCAGACCAAAGUAAAUUAUGUGGUCCAAGAGGCGAUUGUUGUCAUAAGGGACAUCUUCCGCAAAUACCCCAACAAGUAUGAAAGUAUCAUUGCCACUCUCUGUGAAAACUUAGACUCACUGGAUGAGCCAGAUGCUCGAGCAGCUAUGAUAUGGAUUGUGGGAGAAUAUGCUGAAAGAAUUGACAAUGCAGAUGAGUUACUAGAGAGCUUUCUGGAGGGUUUUCAUGAUGAAAGUACCCAAGUGCAACUCACUCUGCUUACUGCCAUAGUGAAGCUGUUUCUCAAGAAACCAUCAGAAACACAGGAGUUAGUCCAACAGGUCUUGAGUUUGGCAACACAGGAUUCUGAUAAUCCUGACCUUCGAGAUCGGGGCUAUAUUUAUUGGCGCCUUCUCUCAACUGAUCCUGUGACAGCCAAAGAAGUAGUCUUAUCUGAGAAGCCACUAAUCUCUGAGGAAACAGACCUUAUUGAGCCAACUCUGCUGGAUGAACUAAUCUGCCACAUUGGUUCUUUGGCCUCUGUGUACCAUAAACCUCCCAAUGCUUUUGUGGAGGGGAGUCAUGGGAUCCAUCGCAAGCAUUUGCCAAUUCAUCAUGGCAGCACUGAUGCAGGUGACAGCCCUGUUGGCACCACCACUGCACCCAACCUGGAACAGCCUCAGGUUAUCCCUUCUCAAGGAGACCUUCUAGGGGAUCUUUUAAAUCUUGACCUUGGUCCCCCAGUCAAUGUGCCACAGGUGUCCUCCAUGCAGAUGGGAGCAGUGGAUCUCCUGGGAGGAGGACUUGAUAGUCUGCUUGGCAGUGACCUUGGCGGGGGCAUUGGAGGAAGUCCGGCAGUAGGACAGUCCUUCAUCCCAUCAUCAGUGCCUGCCACCUUUGCUCCUUCACCUACUCCUGCAGUGGUCAGCAGUGGACUAAAUGACCUGUUUGAACUCUCCACAGGAAUAGGCAUGGCACCUGGUGGAUAUGUGGCUCCUAAGGCUGUCUGGCUACCUGCGGUAAAGGCUAAAGGUUUGGAGAUUUCGGGAACAUUUACUCACCGCCAAGGGCACAUCUAUAUGGAAAUGAACUUUACCAACAAAGCUCUGCAACACAUGACAGACUUUGCAAUCCAGUUUAACAAGAAUAGCUUUGGUGUCAUCCCAAGCACUCCUCUGGCCAUCCAUACACCACUGAUGCCAAACCAGAGCAUUGAUGUCUCCUUGCCUCUCAACACCUUGGGCCCAGUCAUGAAGAUGGAACCUCUGAAUAACCUGCAGGUGGCUGUUAAAAACAAUAUUGAUGUCUUCUACUUCAGCUGCCUCAUCCCACUCAAUGUGCUUUUUGUAGAAGAUGGCAAAAUGGAACGCCAGGUCUUCCUUGCUACGUGGAAGGAUAUUCCCAAUGAAAAUGAACUCCAGUUUCAGAUAAAGGAAUGCCAUUUAAAUGCUGACACUGUUUCCAGCAAGUUGCAAAACAACAAUGUUUAUACUAUUGCCAAGAGGAAUGUGGAAGGGCAGGACAUGCUAUACCAAUCCCUGAAACUCACUAAUGGCAUUUGGAUUUUGGCUGAGCUACGCAUCCAGCCAGGAAACCCCAAUUAUACGCUGUCACUGAAGUGUAGAGCUCCUGAAGUCUCUCAAUACAUCUAUCAGGUCUACGACAGCAUUUUGAAAAACUAAUAAACUGGUCCAGUACCCUCCAACCUCCCUGUGAUUGGUGCAAGCCAAGAACUCUUAACUGGAAGAAAUUGUAUAGAAUCUGAACCCAAACACACUGAGGCCACCCACCAAGGUAGUGACUAGUCUAACCUGUGCUAACAUUAGAGCACAACCCGUUGGAUAGUUUUAGCUUCCUGUGAACAUUUGUAACCACUGCUUCAGUCACUUCUCACCUUUUGCCACUUUCUGCUGCUGUCUGUCUUUACUUGUGGGCUUCUUCAUGCUGUGCCAACUGCUGGCUUUUUCUACACCCUCUUUUGAGUGUAGUUUGAUAUUUUGUAAUCGACAGCUCAUUUCAAAAGCAGAAAAAGACAAAUAUUAAUGCAAGGAAAAGUGUCACUGAAACAUAAACUGCACUUUAUUGUUUUAUAUUUUUGUACAUAUGAGAAGUUGAGGUAGUCUAACCUAUAGAAAGUGUUAAAACAAAUGAUCAUCAUUCACAGCAGUCCUAGAGAAAGAGAAGCAAUUACAGCCCACUCUAUUAUUAUUAUUUUUUUUUUUUUUUUUUGUGGUGCUGGGGAUUGAACCCAGGACCUUGUGCAUGCGAGGCAAGCACUCUACCAACUGAGCUAUAUCCCCAGUCCCUACAGUCCACUCUUUUAGAGGGUUUCUCAUCUGUGGCAACCUUGUCCCAGGUUUUGGAUAUUUUCUCUUUUCUUUUUUUAAUCUCCAUUCUCCUUCCUCCUGCAAGCCUUUGUGCCCCCGCCCCCAACCCUGUAUUAUCAUCUCAUUGAUGACUUGGCAGUUAGAAUGGUCAUCAUCACUGAAUGAUGUUUCAGGGUACAGGAAACAGAGGGCCUGUCAGCAUGAAAGCUGAGAGAAAUUAGGACUUACUACCUUCCUUUCCACUGUACUAACCCACUAAUAAGACUGGUUGAGGAAUUUGAGUAGAUACAAGAGAACAAGACCAAAAUGUCCUUUCCCAGCCCUGUAUUCCUCAGGUCCAGUUCACAUCUAAAACCAGUUUUCAAGUUGAAAUAGACUUUAAUGACCUAUCCAACUUUGUUUUUCUACAAAGGAGAAAGAUAAAAAGCAAAAAGGGUGUUAUUGCCAAGGCCUGUCAGCUGUUCAGUAGCAGAGCUGAGGCUGGGUCCCCUAAAUUUCCAUCAGUGUCGUUUUCACUGCAGGACUGUCUGAUUGCUGUUCAUUUCCUCAAUACUUUCUCCUGCCUUUCUCUGCCUGCUCUGUGGCUCUUCAUAUACUCAAUAUUGAUUGGCAUCAGGUCACAACACAGUAUCUUUUCAGUUAUUUGAAGGUACAUCUGGAUGACAGAAUGAAGGUAUAGCUGAUGUUUCCCAUGUACUCCUGGAACUGUAAUUCCCAACAUCAACAGGGUGGGUGCAGAGAUGAAGUGAGCUUAGAGAUGCUGCAGAUUCUCUUUUAUCCCUUCAGCUCUCUGAUCUGCUCUUUACUCGUAUUAUUCAGAUUCCAAAACAAAUUAAAAUCAUCCCAAAAGUUUAAGCAAUAUUUGUCAUCUCAAAAGACUGGAGGAGGGCUGGGGAUGUAGUUGAAUGGUAGAGUGUUUGCCUAGCAUGGGCGAACCCCUGAGUAGUGCAGUCCCCAGCAUCACAGGAAGAAAAGUAGGAGGGAGUGCUGGGGGAUGUGAAUACAGUAUGUACAACUGGUCAAAGAAUGCUUCACACCCAAAACACCAUACUACUUAGCAGUGUUCACACUGUGCACACUUCAGGUACUUGUUGCAUAGCCUGGCACCUGGUAUUCAGGGGGCAACAGUUCUGCUUAGAUUCCCCUGUGUAAGUCGGAGGCACUCCAGGGUCCACAGUCCUAAUAUUGAACUCAGACCUAACCCAUUGGACUUAUAGGAGAAUCAUGGAAAAUGAGCAGAAAACAGUCCCAUCGUGUCCAAAAUGACCCUGCUUCAUACCAGUUGCAAAACUUGGAGGGAGUGGGUCCUCCAAAGCAGUUUCUUAAACCUCGAGAUGCUUCUUUUAAGAAUUAGUGGUUGGGAGAAAUGAAAUACGUCCCUCACUCACCACACUUCAGGCACGUGAGGAGUAGGAAAUAGCACAGGAUGUGUGUGGGAGGUGAGUAGGUUGGUGAUGUGUGGGGUAGAAAAGCAAGUUGAUAAAGUUCCCUUGUUGGGACUCAUUCAUGGAAUCAUGGGAUACGAGUAGCGAAGAAGGUUCACACUACAAACACUAUGUUCUCAUCUAAAAGCAAACCAUGGUUCCAGAAGAAAGAGUAUGUGUCAGGGCAGGCAGACAGAACAUAAUUUUGUGCCAGGAUAUGUCACUCAACCCCUAAAACUGAGACUUCUCAGCCUUCCCACCAAGAACAGGAACAGCUGCUAUUCCUGGCCAACCUGACUGAGCCAAUCCACAGUGUCUUUGCUCCUCCUCCUGUCACACCCUGAGCAGUUAGGGAGGGACUCCACUUCACAUAAAAAGACCUCUUCUCUGGAGAGAUAGCCUGUGCCUCCACUACAGCUUCUCUUCCAGCCCCUUGUGGUUUCGGCCAGACAUAACAAAGGGCGAGGGAAGCAAACACACACCCAGAACUCUUGCUGGUCAGAGAUUCCCUGAGUGUCUGUCCUUACCCAAGCCUGUUCCGUGUGUCUGUGCUGUGAAGCCAGGACUGGAGAGAGGUGGGGGAAGGGGUAAGUGUUCCCUAAGAAUGCUUAUCAUUCUUUUGUUCUUAUUGGUAUCUGUUCUUGGGGAGGGUGGGAUUGGGCGA